Thermothielavioides terrestris NRRL 8126 is the source of this 2255-nucleotide messenger RNA. RefSeq lists its product as uncharacterized. Gene Ontology annotation, cellular component: endoplasmic reticulum-Golgi intermediate compartment; Golgi apparatus; cis-Golgi network. Gene Ontology annotation, biological process: UDP-glucose transmembrane transport. Lineage: Eukaryota; Fungi; Ascomycota; Sordariomycetes; Sordariales; Chaetomiaceae. The transcript is spliced from 3 exons. The record is from RefSeq and is a predicted model, not a curated record. Gene Ontology annotation, molecular function: antiporter activity. Bases 408 to 2027 code for a protein of 539 amino acids.
GGCCGCUCAUCCGACACCCGGAGCCAAUCCAGUCGCGUCUCGUGCCUCAAGACCUCCACCGCUCAUCUAUGGGCCCUGUGCUAGGGUGUUACUCUGGCAGUAGCAAGCGACCGACCGGCCGGACAGUGCCGAGAGACGCUGCCGUGUGGCCGGCCUCGUCCUCGACUCAGACAAUGCCAGUAACUUCCCCCCCGAGCUUCCCGUCCACCGAUCAUCCUCCCCCGCCAAGGUCUCUGGACGACGUCUCUGGUCCUUCAGUUCCCUCGAACCCCGUGCGCCGCCUGGCAACGCUGCCCGUGUCAGGACACGCGACAGCUACCCCUGGCGAAGCGGAGGCCUCUGUACCCGCCGCGCUGCUUCCCGCCGACCCCCUGACGCCCGCAGGCUUGGGCGCUGGAGACAUCGAGAUGGACUCGGUGACGCCCUCGGGCCACCGGCGCCGCCGAAGCAGCCUCAUAAAUCCCGCCAAUGCUUCCAACAAUCGACACCGGUCGCCGCGAGAGCGGUCGCAGUCGAUACGGGGUCCCGCCGCUGGGGAGGACGACAAGAUUGUCGAGGAGGGCACUGAUGCCGAGUCUAUACGACCUGGCGACAUAGAAGAGGACGGCGUGCCCGACGAGGACCUCCACGACGACGAAGAAACGGGCUUGACUGGCAAAGACAAGCGGAGGAAGAGGCGGAAGCGGAGGCGAAACCAGCUCCUCGACCAGCGGAUCGUCAGCGACGAUAUCUCCCCGGAAGAGAAGAAGGAGGCGGAUCGCAAUGUGGUCAAGAGCUUGAUGGUCAACGGCGUGCUGAUCGGGCUCUGGUACUUCUUCUCGUUGUCGCUUUCUCUGUACAACAAAUGGAUGUUCUCACCCGACAACCUGGACUUUCCCUUCCCUAUGUUUACCACUGCCGUGCACUUCCUCGUGCAAUUUUCGUUAGCAUCAGUAGUGUUAUUUCUCUUUCCCUCCCUGCGGCCGCAGCGGACCGCCCACCGAUCCGACCUGGGUCAAUCGAGGCAUGAGCCGGAGCCUGAACGGCCCGUCAUGACCAAGAUGUUCUACCUCACCAGGAUCGGGCCCUGCGGCGUGGCCACCGGCCUGGACAUCGGCUUAGGCAACGCCUCCCUCCAGUUCAUCACUCUCACUUUCUACACAAUGUGUAAAUCCUCCUCCCUCGCCUUCGUGCUGCUCUUCGCCUUCCUCUUCCGCCUCGAGGCCCCCACCUGGAAGCUCGUGGCCAUCAUCGCCGCCAUGACGCUCGGCGUAAUCAUGAUGGUAGCGGGCGAAGUCGAGUUCAAGCUCGGCGGCUUCGUCCUCGUCAUCUCGGCGGCCUUCUUCUCCGGCUUCCGCUGGGGCCUGACGCAGAUCCUGCUGCUGCGCAACCCGGCCACGUCGAACCCGUUCUCCAGCAUCUUCUUCCUCGCCCCGGUCAUGUUCGCGACGCUCCUCGGCAUCGCCAUCCCCGUCGAGGGCGCCGCCGCGCUGGUCGCCCGCCUGGAGGGCAUCGCGCGCGACAAGGGCGUCCUCGUCGCCCCGCUGCUCGUCCUCUUCCCCGGCAUGCUCGCCUUCCUGAUGACCGCCUCCGAGUUCGCCCUGCUGCAGCGCACCUCGGUCGUGACGCUGUCCAUCGCCGGCAUCUUCAAGGAGGCCGUCACCAUCUCCGCCGCCGCCCUCGUCUUCGGCGACACCAUGACCCCCGUCAACGUCGUCGGCCUCGUCGUCACCCUGCUGGCCAUCGCCGCCUACAACUACAUCAAGAUCGGCAAGAUGCGCGCCGAGGCCCGGACCGACGUGCACCGCGGCCAUCUGGCCGCCGCCGAGGCGCGGUUGGGCCGCGUCAGCGGCAGUGGCAAUGGGAGUGGGAGCGGGACCGACAGGGAUGAGGACCAGGGAGAGGACGUUGGGCUGUUGCGACGGAGCGUAGACAACGAUGAGAUUCUGUUCACGGCCGACGGCGGGGACGUCGUUGCCGGGCCUGGGCCGGAUGUCGGGGCGGGGAGAUUAGAUGGGCAGAUUCCGAGAGAUGGGAGAAUCGACUGAGAAGCGGUUGCAUUUUUCCUUGUCGUGCUCUUUUUCUUUAGUCUCUCGUUUUAUUGUCCUUUCCGAAGUGGCAUACAAUCAUAGAUGAUACCCCAUUCUGCCUGCAUAUUGCUGCUGGCCUUCUGUUUUUGUUGUCCAUUGCUGAACAUCCGGGAGUGCGCCAGGGAUUGUUCAUUACAUGGACCUGUUUGCACUUGGGGCUCAUCACGCACACAUGGACCGGACAUC